This is a messenger RNA of Lotus japonicus, 2293 nucleotides long. Its product is annotated as homeobox-DDT domain protein RLT2. NCBI's taxonomy places the organism in Eukaryota, Viridiplantae, Streptophyta, Magnoliopsida, Fabales, Fabaceae. The coding region runs from base 247 to 1731 and encodes 494 amino acids. Gene Ontology annotation, molecular function: DNA binding. The transcript has 8 exons. The record is from RefSeq and is a predicted model, not a curated record.
AUAAAACAUAAGAAACACGAGACCCAGUUGUUUGUUUUCUUCUGCGUUUGUCUCUCCACCUUCACCAGAAGCUCCUUCCUCUAUUCCUAAGCGGAAUUCAGGGGUCAAAUUACACAGCUUCACGAUUCUAACGUCAAUGUUGCAUUCUCUUUCAGUUUUCGUGUAAAGGGGUUUCGAUUUUCAUUGAAUCCACUGAAAAAUUUGACCCCAACAGAGAAGCGGUGUUCAUUGGAAUUCAUCUUACCCAUGGAAGAAUCAAGUGAAGUGAAAUCGGAAGAAAACAAAGUCUCUAUGGAGAAAAAUAAGAAAAGGAAGCUCAAAACACCGGCCCAGCUUAUGGCCUUGGAGAAAUUUUAUGAUGCGCACAAAUAUCCAUCAGAGGAGAAGAAAUUAAAACUUGCUGAGGAGAUAGGGUUGACGGAGAAGCAAGUAUCUGGAUGGUUUUGCCACAGAAGGUUAAAAGAUAAAAGAUUGUUGAAAGAUGAAGCAGUUGCUAAUGGACGACAAGAUCGUUCAAGUGGUGUCAUCCAGGAUCGUGGUAGUGGACUUGGGCAAGAUUCAUGUGGAAGCAGUAAACAUGGUGAUAAUAAGCAUCUGGAUCCUAAAGAGGCUGAGAGCCAUGGCAUCUACAAUCAAGAUAUUUCAGUUGCAGAUAUGACCUAUGGACGUAGGGAUUAUUAUCCAGAAAAUGGUAGAGGAAUGGAUGACACAUCAUCUGAGAGCAGCUCAUUUCUGCAAGAACGUUUGUAUUCCCAGGGCCAGGAUCCCUAUGAUAUGGAGCCUUCUAGACAUCGAACACCUAGCGGAUCUCUUCCACCCCUAAAUCCCAAGAGUGCAACUAAAAUGGGAUAUAAACCAUCAGGAUAUUUGAAAGUGAAGGGCGAGAUAGAACAUGCUGCUAUAACUGCUGUUAAGAAGCAACUAGGAAGGCAUUAUCUGGAAGAUGGUCCUCUGCUUGGUGUAGAAUUUGAUCCACUUCCUCCAGGGGCAUUUGAAUUCCAAACUGAAUAUCCAGUUCAUGAAGCAUACCAUGUUGCAAAUCCAGUUCAUCUGAAUUCUCCAGAAGUUCCCGCUGUAAAAAGGCAACCCAAUCUUAGCUCUAGACAUGAUUCCUAUUAUACUAAAUUUAGUUCCCAAGAUUCACAUAUGGAAGGAGUUGACUUUGGCUUCUUGCAAGACUAUGAUGUCCAGGAUACUCAAGAUAAGAAAGCCCGCCAGGAUAUAAAUUACAGUCAAACUUUCUACAAUGAUGCCAAUAAUUUCCCUGGAAGAAACUCUUCCCAGGAUUUGUAUGAAGACUCUACCAGAGAAGUAUCUGCUUAUAAUAGCUCUAAGAAUCAUAAAAUGGGCAAAGGCAAUAAGCGUGGUGUUGAGGGGAUGAGAUCUUAUUCUACUUCUAACCAUAGAGAUCACUAUGAAGAUGACAUUGCAGUUAAGCCGACAGACAUUCUGCUUCUUGAGUAUGAUAAUAUCGAUCCAAAAAAUGUGCAAAGGAGUGAGCAUGUAAAAUCCAAGCCUUCAAAUUCAAUCCGUAAAUCUCGAGUUCCCAUGGACCCUGAAGAGAGAGGGCUAUCUACUAGGAUGGCGAAGGAAGAGGUGUUUAAGGGAGACCGGAAAGCAAAAAAGAAAUACCGUAAUGCAGAUGGAGUAGGGAUGCUUUCAAAUGAAAUUGCGGUAUUGGAUGUGUUGCAAAACGAGUUAAAGCUGGUACGCCACAAGAAUACAAUGUGAAACAAUCACCUGUUCCUGAUAUCGAACGAAGGAAAAAGCAGAGAUCUGGUGCUGAUAUGCCAUUGCCGUCUAGCUUUAGCGAGGACGAAACUGCUGAAACCAGUUCCUCACUGGAUUAAUAAUGUGUUUGUUUAACACUCUCGCCUUGUCUUGUCUAUCAAAACUGAAAAGUAUCAACUACAUUAUUUUUACAAAACUGAAUUUUUUUCAGUUUCGGGUGAAGGACAAACAGGCCCUAAUUAUUGUUGAUAGAUGGUGAGAAGUGUGGGGUUUCUCUAAGCCAUGAUGUACAGCUUUAAAUUACAUCCAUGGGAAGAAGCACUGUUUCUAGGAGUAGUCACAUGAAUUGGUGACUCCAUUUGCUGUUUGUUGUGCUCCCCUAUUUGCAGUUUGUAAAAAUGUUGUUACCCCCCCCCCCCCCCCCGGGAUUUAUCUUAUCUUUUAUUCUUCCUUUUUGUUGAUGUAAAAUUUCAUUUCUUCCAGCUGAUUGUGGUAGGUGCUUAUAUAAAUGUCAUUUGUUUAUUUAUGCCAUUAGUGCUUUUGGCACCCUAAUUUGGUCCAA